GGAGAUAACUGUUUAUAUAUCGAAGAUUGAAUGUUGUAAAACCAGCAGAGCUUGAACACCGCAGCUGCGUGCCUGACCACUUAGGACGAGUAAAAAGACAGAGAAAGAAAUGCUCGGCAUUGUCGUGGUCCUCCAAAUUCUUCGGUGCUGCCACGCAGGGAAGGAAUGGCUAGUAUAUCCUACAAUGUUGCAAGAACGCAUGACUGCACCGAAUUUGGUUCUGCGGCUGAAUGACGACAUAACACUAAAUCUCCAAAGAAGCUCUGUGCUGGCAGAGAAGCUGUUGGUUGUCACGACUACUGAGCAAGACUACAAGUUGGACACGGUAAACACAUCUGGUAUACAAGAGAGGUUGUACCACGAUACUCACCACCAGUCCUCCGUGAUGAUACAACAUGAAAAUGGCGCAAUGCAUGUGGAAGGAGUCAUCAACAACAGGCUGAGAAUCAAGCCUCUACCAGAGGGCGAACGCUCAUCGCUGGGUCAAAUACAGCAUAAGCUGUACGAAGUUGACGAGAUCAAAGACAAUUUCUUGAAAACUGAGCAGAAGCUUCGACGCUCAUACUGGAAUCGUUAUGGCAAUGGGUUUCCUCCCUACGUAGUGAGAAGGACAACACCUAAGCCGGCAAUGAACGUUGACAAGUUCGUUGUGGAGGUUCAUGUGGUCUCCGACAAGGAGCACCAGAAGCACUUCGGGACAAACAAAGAAUUAAUUGCUUACUUCGCUGUCAUGAUGAAUGCGGUGAACUUACGGUAUCUGGACAUGUCUGCGCCUAAGAUUAGCUUUAUCAUCGUCGGAAUAACACGCAGUCAGACUGACCCUUUUGCCAGGCUCGUGCAAGGCACUCUUGAGGCGAGUCGAACCUUGAAGGCAUUGGUACAAUAUUACGAAGAAGGAAAUAUACCAGAUAAUCCUGACGCCGUGUACCUCAUAACCGGCUUAGACCUGUCCAGCGUAGAAGGUGGAGUGCUGAAGAAAAACGUCGCAGGACUUGCAUACGUCGGCGCUGUCUGCACUAAACACGGAGUCGCUGAGGGAGAAGACAUUGCUACUUCUUACGACGGGGUGUACGCGAUGGCCCACGAGUUGGGGCAUACGUUGGGUGCAGAACACGACCUGACCCCCAAGUGUCCGUGGUCCCAGGGCUACCUCAUGAGUUACGUCGACGGAGGAACGAAUAAGUACCGGCUUUCCCCAUGCAGCGAAGAACAGAUAAGGAAAACUGCGAGGAAGCUUUCAGCAACUUGUAUAAGUGUGCUUUCCUCCACAAACCUAAUGGAGCCACACAAAGAAGUUCCAGGCCAGAAAGUGCUUGAGGACUACUACUGCAGAAGGAUCCUGAAGGAAAAAGCACACGGAAGGACGGUUACCCCAGUGAAGACUUUGGAGCUUAGCAGCAAGUGUAAGAUGUACUGUUGCUACAUAAUUGGCUAUCAGAAAAUGUGCCAGAAAGUGGACAUACUUGAAGGCAUGGCUUGUGCCUACAGAAAGACGUGCAGGAGAGGAGUCUGUGGAUUUCACAACUGGAAAUAGAUCACGGGAAAUAGUAUGCUGCGUCGAUGUCCUGUAAGGACAUAGCCAGGAGUACGGCUUCUCGAGCAAUAAAUCAUUAACAGCGACUUACCAUCCAAUUUAUAUUGUUAUUUCGAGGCUUUUUAUCAAUCACGAAAUCCAGGAACAACCAGAAGCUAGCCUCCCAACUGCUGAUUGACCUAAUUCGAGGGCUUUGGUAGCGCUUCCAUAAUAAAGCUUACUUACUUGCUUG
Molecule: messenger RNA, 1766 nt
Organism: Dermacentor albipictus
Lineage: Eukaryota; Metazoa; Arthropoda; Arachnida; Ixodida; Ixodidae
Product: venom metalloproteinase antarease TserMP_A-like
Biological process (GO): proteolysis
Molecular function (GO): metalloendopeptidase activity
Source: RefSeq, a predicted model, not a curated record